Molecule: messenger RNA, 504 nt
Organism: Cladophialophora bantiana CBS 173.52
Lineage: Eukaryota; Fungi; Ascomycota; Eurotiomycetes; Chaetothyriales; Herpotrichiellaceae
Exons: 1
Coding region: 1-504 (167 amino acids)
Source: RefSeq, a predicted model, not a curated record
AUGAAUUUGGACGCAGCACUAAUAGAGCAAUCAGAUCUCGUCUUCAUUGGCCGUGUUUCGGUGAUUGAUCUGAGGAUUAACCCAAAACACAGCCCUGCCGCACUAGAAGCUCUCCUAAGCGCAGCUGGUUCUUUACGGAAACCAGCAAAUUUGCGAAACGCUGCUAACGGAGGUUACCGAGUUGGAGUGGGAAAACUUAAAUGGCUUACUCCUCUAUUGAUGGCCAUCGUUCUACGAUCGUUCGAAUCCGCAAAGAAGAUUCUGAGACAUAGCGCUAAUGCAGAGGGCAUCAAGUUCUGCGGAUUCCCGGCCAGACAGGUGAUCAGAAAGCUGAGAGAUCUGUGCGGCGAAGAUGGGAAACUUGGUAGGAUUAGUCGAGGGUACAGAGACAUUCGGCAAAGAAACAAGAAGUGUCGGCAGUGCCUACGUGAAGAACUUGGUCCGCAUGUGGCCUUCUUCGAUGAGAAGGCCUUCCCGCCCUUCGCAGAUCGGAAAGGCACAUGA